AUGGAUGCAGCACCGGCGAUUCGUUGCCAGUUCAUGGAGUUAGGAAAUAGAAGUUUAGCGAGGGUGCAGUCCAACUAUUGAAUCUGAAAUGAUAGUAACUAUUAUUACUCUGCCGAUGAUCUUUUUGAACGACCAGCUAGAAAUUUUUCAACGCCGCGAAGAGCGAGUUGACAAGUUGUCUCUAAAAUUGUCAGGGUGGUAUGCACUGCAAUAAUUUGGCAUCUGGGCCCAGUGAACAUAAAACUUCCUUUCACAGAGAAUGAAAUGAAGAAACUGGUGGCACAAAAAAAAAGCUCAUGUUAUUCCACAAUGUCUUGGGGCAAUAGAUGGGACUCACAUGGAGAUCAAACAACACGCAAUAAAUAUAACAGACCACAGAGAUCUACAUAAACCGAAUUCGAAGACCGCGUUAUAAUUUAAAUUUCCAUGAAGUAUUAAUCCUUAUUAAUCAACUGGAUAAUCAACGUUUAAAAAUGCAACCAAAUUUCUAUUCAAUAAUUUAUUAUUUAUACGAUCUAGGUGUUGCCUACCUUCAUUAAGUUCAGUAUGGUAAUAUUGGCGUGCCUGAUAAUUAUUCAGUUACCCUGAUUAGAUUCGCAUGACACAUUCGAUUUACGCUAUGAUUGUAAGCAAAUUAAUUGUUAAUUUCGUUGUCUAAGGUUUUCAGAGCUUAAGGAAUUUUUUGUUUAUAGCCAAUUAAGCUUCUAAGCUGCGGAUGUGUGACUUUCAAGUUUUUCGCAAAACUAUUUAAUUGUAUCCGGUAUCAGCGACCCGAGCAACAGAAUGAUGCUCAACCUGCUAUUGGCUUUCUUUGAUCAUCUGUUCUCUUAAAAUCAUUAUGAAAAAAGUAGCCAAAAAAUACCGGGCCAGAGAGGGACAUAAAAUGGAAAAUUGACUAACAUAUUUAAAGGCACUUUAAAUGGCUGAAAGGCUUCCGCUCUUGUCGCUUAAUUUUGUGGCAGGAGGUAACCAAUAGUAUACCCUUCGUUUUAGUUUUGUUUUGUUUCAGACACUUUAAACGACUGAAAGGCUUCUGCUCCUGUCACUUAAUUUUGUGGGAGGAGGUAACCCAGAGUAUACCCUUUUUUUUAGUUUUGUUUUGUUUAAGACACUUUAAACAACUGAAAGGCUUCCGCUCCUGUCACUAAUUUUGUGGGAUGGGGUAACCCAGAGUAUACGUAUACCCUUUGUUUUAGUUUUGUUUUGUUUAAGACACUUUAAACAACUGAAAGGCUUCCGCUCCUGUCACUAAUUUUGUGGGAUGGGGUAACCCAGAGUAUACCCUUUGUUUUAGUUUUGUUUUGUUUAAGACACUUUAAACAACUGAAAGGCUUCCGCUCCUGUCACUUAAUUUUGUGGGAUGGGGUAACCCAAAGCAUGCCCUUUGUUUUGGAAGCAUAGCGUAGCCAAAACAACUCGUCUGCUGCUUUUAAUUAGGAAUUUCACUUCUGGCCGAACUUGGUUGUAGUCACGGAACGUCAUCAACGUACUAUAUCGAUACCUUAACUAAUUGGAAUUUUUGACACAAUGAAUAAGACCAUCAUUUUCGUGAAACAAAGUUUAAUGGAUACAUCACAGACAUCCAAAAAAAUCUAACGAUUAAGGAAAUAUAUCGAAAACUCAAAGAAUUCAAGCUGAGAUGUCCUUGAGACCCUGAUUGACAUGAAUGGAUAACAAUGUGAGCAGCCACGCGCACUCAAAUCUUGUAUCUGCUAAUGUCACUAUAUUUCUUUCUCCUCUCUGACAUGAUGAAUGUUGAAAACGGAUACAUGAUGUAAAAAGGUCAGCUUUGGAACAGAUCUGUUGAGAUGCAAAUGUACAAUUAAAAUUGUAUAUUGAUUGUUUGCUGUUUAUUUCUGCUUGCUUUGGAUUGUGUAUAUUUAAAGUAGUGACUGAAAAUAUAUACACAUGUUAUCGAACGAUAAUUUAAGUUAUUUUCAACAUCUAAAAAACUGGCCAUAGGAGUAGCUUGACGGAGCAGCACAGGAAAUUGGAGAAAAAGGAGUUUAAAACUGACUGAUUAAUUUCUUUUACCUUUUUUGAAAUAAUGUUAUUCAUCGUUUUCUCGAGGAAGUGGGUGAUUUGCAAUUCUUUGAUGGAAAAAAUCAAAAAAUUAACCGAAACAUCGAUCGUCCACCCUAUUGGUUAGGAAAUAGAAACUGAUCACAUGGAGAGAAAACCGAUGUUCAAAUUAUACGGGAUAGGUAAACCCAAAUAAAAUAAAUCUAUUUAUGGCGAUGGACCAAACUAUCUAUCUGCUUACCUGCAAAGGUUUUCCGCGACCUGGAAGAUCAACGGUGGCCAUUUUAAAUGAUGAGGAAUAUUUGGUCGCGAACUUGACUGACAAAACUGAUUAUGCACUAGCUGAAAUAUACAAAUUUAACCCGUGUUUGUGUAUCGUAAGCUCGAGUGCAGGUAUAAUUUUUUUUUCUUACCGUGUUUUUGACAAAGUUAGUCAAGAUAGAAAACAUUGCAACUCGAGCCUUUUCAAUACAGCUAGUUAUUCUGCUUCCCUUUUAAAACCGACUAUUUGUUUGAGGUGAGUUAAGAAUUAACUUGGUGGUAUUUGAACCACCAAGUACUACUCUAUGGAUUACAAUAAACAAUAGGUUGUUUGCUCAGUUAUUUUGUAAAGUGUAAUAUUCUAGAAUGAAUCAUUUUCAACCGGGCUACAUUCCAUGACAAAAUUAAACAAAAAAUCUGGACCCAUCAGAUGAUGUCGUCAAUGGGCUUCUCAAAAAAAGGCACGCAUUAGAUCUAAAUUUGAAUGACCGCAAAUGUGUGCAUGCAGUAGUGUCGUUUUAUACUCGGGAUAAUGCCGUCACGCACAGGAACGCAGUGGCUGCUUAGAAUUACCUGGUGAGAGAAAGAGUAAAUUUUUUUGAAAUGUCACAAUGCACUUUUCCAAUCUUUCAUAUUUUAUAAAAAGCUAAAAAGUCUUCAUAUGUUCAAUCGUUGCGGUGAGGCCGUGGGACACUGAAUUGUUUAAAUGCGUUUUCAGUUAUUCUGUAUAACUCACGCACAUUUAGGGCACCGAACCAAGGAGAGAUUUGGUUUUGUUCGGCCCAACCAUAAAAGUGGUUAUAAGAGGCAGUCCCGCGUCCGCUAAAACAUGUGCAGAUAUAUAAGAGAUGAAGAAUAUGAUAGAAAGUACGAUGACAAAAAUAAAAAAGGCAUUAUCAUACAAUUGUCUCACUUUUUUACGAAAAACGCUCGUCUUGUUCUUGUGGAUGUCGUCUUCUUGCAGUUACACCGCCGACGAUUGUAUAUCCGUGAUGUUCCGUCCUUUCCACGGCUCCGCUACGACGAGGAGUGGGUUCCCUAGCUGUUCCUAAGGCAUUCUGAUCCUGAACAGUUCUUGUGGGAUUUGUAACAGCUCCUUGAUUCCCUGGUGCCUGCAUUUUUCUUACCAUGUGGAGGAGUUUGAUAAUACAGCACGUUACCACAACCAUCAAGAUGAAGCAAGCAGCAUAAAGUGGCUCAGUCUCCAUAACGGUUUAGUUCCUGCGGCAAAAUUGAUACAAGCCUCUAAAGGAGAGCCCAGCAAGGAAAUUAAAUGGUUUUUGAAUGAAAAAUAGAACUUCUUACUUAUUCUCACCUCGCCCCUCCAGAUACACGACGGUUUGUGUUUAUAAGUACGGGCCUAAUCGAUUGUGGUAGCGAACUGAUGGAAGAGGAGGGUUUAAAAAGAAUGAUCGCCCGCUGCGGUCAUGCACAGUAUAUGAUAAACGAAAUAUGUUAUACACAUAGUAUAUGAUAAACUAAACAUUCCUAAUUCUAAAAAUGAUCAUCUCCUGAGGUUUCCUACCGUCCGUUCUUCAGGAAAUAAGAUUACCUUAACUGGUAUACUAAAGAUUCCUUAUACUGUUCUUAUAGGCCGCUCUACUUAACCUUAAAACAGAAUGAUAAACAUCAUCGGUAGAAACAGAUUAGUAAUUUUGCAACGUACAGCUAAAAUCUAUCUACAGGAGUAGCAUGAUAGAGGUGCAAGGGUUAUUAGAACGAAUUAUGUCAAAACUGUAUAUCAGCAUUAGCCUGCAUAGUUGGUGGUAGGCUGCGUAGCUGGUAAAAGUUUGUGUGCUCUCUGAAGCGUAGAAGACCCGUAAAAGGCAGAGCGUUUGGAGGCCUGGCAUCGCUCCAAGAUCAUCAGGCUCCAAAAAACCGCAAGCUGCGUAGUUAUCGACGUUAAGGAGGCUAGAGGUUAAAUUUUGUUCAACGCACAACUGUAUUUGUUUGGAACACAAAUACACUGUAAUGAUAUGCAAGACUGAUCGCUAUCGCUGUCACUUUCAGCUUUUGGAACUGUGGGCGGAGGUUAAACAUUAAUUCAAGUUUCACUUCAGGCGGAGUCACGGACUUUUUAUUGAUCAGUUCUGGGCGUGAUUGUUUCUCAGGUCUCCUGCAUUUAUGAGUUUGAUGCCAACAUACAGAUUUUUUAACUUAGAUUCCGCUUUUUAAAUGUUUAGCUGGGCUUUGACUUGGAUUACGGUCAACUACGCUGAUUUUAACCCGAAAUACGAUUUAUUGUUUUUCGUAAUUAUAUCUUGCGGGGCGGGCCGCUUUUGUUAAAGUACAAGCAGCCGGAUGCAUGAAAAAGUAAAGAGGUCAAUGCGGGUGCCAAAUUUAACUUUCACGCAGACGCCCGAGGAAGUUCACCCUUGCAAUGAUCUAGAAUAAACAACUCUUAUUGUAGGAAAAAUCUCAGCAUUUGCUUUAGAUGUAGUUCAGAGAUAAGAGAGAAAUUUAAUCGGUUUACAAGAAGAAUAAUACAUAUUAUCGAUUUCACAAAGCAAUCUGAGCCUCGUGUGUAUUUGAAAAAGGAAUGUAACUAAUAUAUUAACAUUAGAAGGCUUGGAAUGACUGACAAUGAAAAGCGGAUCAGAAGUUUAAUCGCUAAAUGAUCAGUUGUGGCUUGAUGAACUUGAUGCUCAUCAAUGUGAAUGCCAGCGUCUGGGGGAAACAGAAGAUUCUCAAAUCCCUCUUGUUGUGGAAGAUAUCGAUGGUGUGUUUCGUGAAAUAGUGCGAACGCAUGACAAUAUCGAAACCGAAAGUGAAGACAACAGCACUGUUUCUCUGCUUUGUGAAAUCUGUGACGAACUGCGUCCAUCUGAUAAAUUGAUGGAACACCAGGAACAAUGUAUCCAAGAGAGAGAAGGCGUUCAGGGUUCUGGUUCAGCCUCCGAAAAUGGAGGGAUCUACCUCACUUCCGGUUCUCGAGACUUCAUGAGAAUAUUUUGA
Pocillopora meandrina is the source of this 5238-nucleotide messenger RNA. The record is from the annotation of a GenBank genome assembly. Lineage: Eukaryota; Metazoa; Cnidaria; Anthozoa; Scleractinia; Pocilloporidae.